This is a messenger RNA of Mya arenaria, 4326 nucleotides long. RefSeq lists its product as uncharacterized. NCBI's taxonomy places the organism in Eukaryota, Metazoa, Mollusca, Bivalvia, Myida, Myidae. The record is from RefSeq and is a predicted model, not a curated record. Gene Ontology annotation, cellular component: cytoplasm. The transcript has 3 exons. The coding region runs from base 397 to 2457 and encodes 686 amino acids.
CACCUCUUUAUGUAGUAAACUUUAACCCAUUUCUACAUUAAGAUUAACAUGUCAGUUAACAUGAUAGUAUUCGUUAUACCUCUUGUAUGACUUUACCAGUGUGACUAAAUGUCAUUUGUCAGUAUACUCAGAGAUUGCUAAUGCUUUUUUAUGAUAAAGAUUUAAAAUAAAAGGUGAAUUCCCUUCUCUUCUUUGGCUAAGAGUGUAUAUGGAUAUCUUAACUUUGUAUAUUCCAUGGAUGGUUUAAAUCAUUAAUAAAUAUUUACCUAAGAUGAUUGGGUAUUGGAAUUAAAUGUAUGUGAAAUGAUCUAAAUAGAACCUCGGACAACAAGAAGUAUCAUUUCCAAGAUCCCCCUUAACUCAAGGAUCAAGCUCUGACUGGCCUUAUGAAUAACAAUGAGUGACGAAAAAAGGGAAGCUAUCUUAUCCUACAAAAAACUACUUUCUUACCAGGAGGAAAACUUGGGAAGCAGUGAUUACGAGGUGGAAACAGAAAUAUGUGGCAGAAGGGAUAAAAUACGAGUGUUGAUUCUUCAAUUCUUGUGUUCGUGUCAGGUUGAAGACAGAUUUCACUAUCAGGAAAUACCGCGUAUCAUAUUAAACAGUCCAUUUGUGGAUUACUUUCCAGGAAAAUCACAAGAAGCCUUCUAUGACGUGGAGAGUUACAUUCUUUUGUUGUGCUUAAUGCCAUGGAAACAGGAAUUUCAUAAAUUGAAGAAAUAUGGUGGGUUCUUCAGAACAAAAAUAGCGUCCCAUCUUAAGAAUGCUGAGACACUUUUUCAGCUCAUUGGAUUUCGUGAAGUCUCGGAGGGUUUACUUAAACUAGAGAUUGUCCCUCCUCUAGAAAUUCUGCAGUAUAUAGCGUUUGAAUGUUUAAUGGCCGCUGUUGAAUGCAGUGUUAUUGAAGAAAUAUGGAAGCGUGUGAAAAAUACAGGAAUUAAAUAUUCAGAAGUUGUGGAAAUACGUUUUCAGAAUUCAGGAAGUGUUGAUAGCAUAGCGACAAGUAUUGAAGCAAAAUUUAAGUCGCAAAAGAAUUUAACUGCCGUUAAUUGUCCAGACAGUGCUACUUCUCAAAGUAGCUAUAGAACAACACAUAAUAGUCUCACCAAAAGGGGAGGUGCCUCGGUUACAGACAGAGGUGUUUUUAAAUCUUCAUCUGGUAAAAAAACUACGGACGAUUUUCGAAAUAAACUUCAGAAGCAUAUGGAAGUUCUCGGUGUAACUGAUCCAUGUGAUGUGGAAAAAAUACCCUUUAUGGAUGAGGAAACCAAAGAAUAUGAUGAAAAACCAGUUGACAUAGAUGAACAUGUUUUAGCUAGUCUUCAAUGUUUGGAGGACAAAGAAAUAUCUCCCAUAGAACGGACAGAUACAAGUAAUCAAGAGCUUAAAGGUUCCAGAGAAUGGGCUUUUGUGACUGAUUCUUUACAUAGACGGUAUGGUGAUAAGUAUUUUGAAGGUCCAAGAAAAGAUAUCCUGACAAACAAACAAGACCCAAGUCAAAUGAAAAGUCCUUAUGUUAAAUUGCAAGCUGUUGAGAAUCCGCACUUAUAUGCCAACAGUCCAGCUGCAAUACAUAACCGAGUCCAACAAUUGGGCGACCUUUCCUCCCCUGUUAUCCAGUCAAGAGACUCUGACUACAUAAGUGACUUGACACAACAGUCUCAGUCCCCUAGCGCAUACUUGACUCAAGCCCCAACUCCGCGAGAAAUGCAAGCGUUUCUGGGAAAAGAUCGGCCCCAGGUACAGCCCCAGUCAGAAAUUCACCUCCGACAAGGACACAUAAGCCAAGUACCACGACAGAGCCACACUGAACCCAUAGCUAAAAGGAGCUCUGCUCCUCUGAAUUACUACACAAACCAGUUGCCCUCACCCCACUCAACACCGAUCAUGACUCCGCCUGUGAUGGUUAACCAGCCAAACUAUAUUGGACAUUCACCGGUCUUGCCUCCAAGUAGUAACAACCUGUCACAAUCGUCUGGAUCAAAGCAGCCAUCUAACAUCCAAAUGUUGUCAAAGACGGCACCAAACAAUUCUUUAACCCAAGCCAGACUAACUUCCCCUUCUCAGAGAGAAACCGCUGUCUAUCCCUUGGUCUCCGGUAACCAGAAUGUCCUGUCACCUCAGCCAUUAUUAAAAAGAAGUGUUACAGAACCAGUGUAUGGGCGGGCGGCAGCCGGACAAUUAGUUAAACAACAAAAUGCAAAAUUGAUCAACACAUACCCCUCUCAAAUGAGCAAAAACACUUGGUCAUGUACAGCAUGUACAUAUAUAAACGAUUGGUCUGAAAGAGUGUGUGCAAUGUGUUCUAAAAGUCGUGAUAUAGUGGACACAGAUUCUCCGCCCGAAGUGGGUCAGAGUUCAAGAGUCUGUGGGCAGUGUACCCUGGAAAAUGGGCUUAAUGCUAUGAAGUGUCAUGCAUGUGGAAACGAACUAAAAGGUUCACAGACAGUGGUUUAGGGUCAUAUCAUAGCCAUUAUGUUCUGGAUUUAUUCAUAUUGUUUUUAUAAAUGCUAGUUUCGCUCUUGCUCUAACUUUAAUUUAUAUAUUAUACAUGAGCUAAAAAUGAGUUAGUUAUAUUUCAGUAUUUUGUUUCAUUUAUCCUUCACAGUUGUUUGUGGUUAUGUGUGCCUUGUUUGUAAACAAUAUUUAUUUAUUAACUUUGUUUUAAUUGAAGUUAUUUAGAAUAUUCAAAUAAAAAAUACAACUUUGAUUACAAUAGAUAUUUCUGUCUGCUUUUCUAUGAUCGGGGAUCAGCAUCAGGAUAGUGAUUCAAUAAUGAACUUUUAAGAAAACCCAUCAAAACAUAAUCAUGUUUUCUGAUAGCUCCAAUAACAUGAAAUUUUAAUGCAGUCCAAUUUAGAUGCGGAUUGACUCCAUGUCACAUCACUGGGAAUCCAAAACUCACAUAUAUUUGUGUAAUCGGAACCUUAAAAUGUACAUGUAGUGGGAUUCAGAGUUAUUGUCAGAUUUGCAUGUAUUCCUUGCAUUAAAAAAGUGUAUACAUAUAAGAGAAUAGAGGUUAUAAAUGCUGAAUUUGUGAUUGCUACUACAUAACGGUGCAUUGACCAAAAACAGGCCCCAAUUUUUCGAAACUUCUUAAGCUUAACAGGCUUAAGUUGCUUAUUUCAGUUAGCCAAAAUACAUACUUAAAUUGAAUUUGAUAAAUGAAAAAUAGUGUAUUGUGAUUAUCAUAAAGAUUAUUUCUAUCUAAAGUGUAAAAACUAUUAAAGAAGUUAAUAUUGCGCAAUUUACUGUAAACCAAAAAUAAUGAGAUUAGCUUAAUCCUGUUAAAAGGGACUUAAAGGCCUAGUGUAAGGAACGUUUGGCAUGAUAAUCCCCUGCUGUGCAUCUCCUGCUAAUUGAUGUAUCUAGGCACACUCCAGCAAGCCCAUCUGUACAAAUGAAUUUAGGUUCCCUCGAAAUGACAAAUACUUGAAACGUUUUUUUUUUGGGGGGGGGGGGGGAGUCACUUAUACAAGGCUUAAACUAGACAAGUUUCGAGAAAUUGGGGCCAGAUUUCUAGUAGAUAAAGCAUGGUUUUUACAUGAAGUUUUUCAGUCAAAAAACAGUUUCAGGUAAAAAACAAUUUGUUUUCAAUCCGAGUUACAAAACAAGUGUGACUUUAGGAGGGUCGUUGAUUUUGAAUUCAUAUGAAAUAUGGUAUAUACAACUCUUUUUGAUGCAAUCAUUUCAUCCAAAGGAUGAUAUAUACCUGAUUAAAAUAAAAAGUGGUGAAAUCAUUUACUUUUUUGAUGGGUAUAGUUUAAAUUUAUACUCAGUGAGUAUGUCAAUGUGUAUCUUGUGUAAUUAUUAUACAUUGCAUUAUGUCUUCGUUUUUGUAAGUACGCUGUUUUCAUUUGAGAGCGAGAUGUAGAUAUUUGUGAUUAAUGACUAACCACAUAUUUACUGUUGUGAUAUAGGCCGAGCAAAGUGACGUAGUUUAUGUGCGUAGUUUGUUGUCAACCGGCCGUGACUUUUAUAAUUAAUAAGCAUAUUAAUCAAGGUGAACUUGCCUCAACCCGUUUUACAGAAGAAAGCCCUUGGCGAGGUCAAGAAUAAUAUAGAGAUACAAUGUGUAUUAAAAACGUAAAUAAUGCUGCUGAUAUUUCAGCUUAUCCAAUUUUCAAUUCUCUUAAUAUCGUCUCAAUUUAGUGCAAUUAAUUGGCUAUUUUAAUACGUGUACAAGGUUUAUAAUAUUUAAGAUUGGUAUUACGUCGAGUUUGUUUGUAUAUACGUAGGAAGCUUACGUGAUGAAUAACGCUAAUAUAAAUAAUGUUAACGUGUAUAGCUGUAUACAGUAUUUGAAAUAAAGGAGGGAAAACAUGC